CAUUCACUCACUCACUCACACAGUUUAAAAGUACUCCAGAUGGUUAAUGAACCAGAAAAUAUGAAUCUUUUCCAAGAAGUAUGCUUUUCUUUCAGUAGUUUGUUUAUAACUUUGCAUUAAAAAUUUUCCAUCCUUUGGCCAAAAAGGUCUGAUGUUACAGCAAACAGAGCAUAUCCUGAAUCACUGACAGGUUCCAAGAGGUGAAUGUGGGUUCUUGUGUUUGCUGCAUUUCUCUGGCGUGAGCUGGUCUGUGCGUCACUGAAUGGGCCUGUGUGUCUUGCUUAUAUAACUCUUCUGAAAGUACCUCUGUUUUAAGAGAGCCAAUUUUCAGCCACAUUUUUUUUUAAGGAAAAUUUUUCAGGAUAAAUUAGCCUGACUGGAUCUGAGCACUUUGCUCUGGGAUGCGUUGGAGUUCGGAUAGUAAGAAAUGGACUUUCUUACUACUCUUCUGCUUCUAGUCCACCUAAUCCCUGUGUCGGCACCUAAGAAUGGAGCGAGCAGCAAGAGUCGGAAGAGGAUCAUGCCUGACCCAGUGAUGGAGCCCGGGGUUCCAGGCCCCAUUCACGAAGCUCUUCUGUACUGUAACAUCCCUAAUGUGGCUGAGCGCAGCAUGGAAGGCCACGCCCCACAUCAUUUUAAGCUGAUCUCCGUGCAAGUGUUGAUUCGCCAUGGGGACAGGUACCCCCUGUACACCAUUCCCAAAACAAAGAGGCCAGAAAUCGACUGCACUCUGGUGGCCAACAGGAAACCCUAUCACCCCAAACUGGAAGCUUUCAUCAGUCACAUGUCAAAAGGAUCUGGAACCUCCUUCGAAAGCCCUUUAAACUCCCUGCCUCUUUACCCCAACCACCCUCUGUGUGAGAUGGGAGAGCUCACACAGACAGGAGUCGUGCAGCAUUUGCAGAAUGGCCAGUUGCUGAGGGACAUCUAUGUAAAGAAACACAAGCUCCUGCCGACGGACUGGUCUGCAGACCAGCUGUACCUGGAGACCACUGGGAAGAGCCGUACCCUGCAGAGUGGGCUGGCCUUGCUCUAUGGCUUUCUCCCAGAUUUUGACUGGAAGAAGAUUUAUUUCAGGCACCAGCCAAGUGCCCUUUUCUGCUCUGGAAGCUGUUACUGCCCACUGAGAAACCAAUAUCUGAAGAAGGAGCAGCAUCGUCAGUACCUCCUGCGGCUAAAGAACAGCCAGCUGGAGAAAACCUAUGGGGACAUGGCCAGGAUCGUGGACAUCCCCACCACGCAGCUGCGGGCUGCCAACCCCAUAGACUCCUUGCUCUGUCACUUCUGCCAUAACAUCAGCUUCCCCUGCACCAAAAACGGGUGUAUCGACAUGGGGCACUUCAAGGUGAUCAAAAUGCAUCAGAUAGAGGAUGAGAAGGAGAGGCGCGAGAUGAAACUGUACCUCGGGUAUUCGCUGCUGGGUGCCCACCCGAUCCUGAAUCAAACUGUCAAUCGGAUGCAGCGUGCUGCCGAGGGGAGAAAAGAUGAGAUCUUCGCCCUCUACUCUGCCCAUGAUGUCACUCUGUCACCAGUCCUCAGUGCUUUGGGCCUUUCAGAAGCCAGGUUCCCAAGGUUUGCAGCCAGGCUGAUAUUUGAGCUCUGGCAAGACAGAGAAAAGCCCAGUGAACAUUCAGUGCGAAUUCUUUACAAUGGAGUUGAUGUCACAUUCCACACAUCCUUCUGCCAGGACCACCACAGGCAUUCUCCCAAGCCCAUGUGUCCUCUUGAGAACUUAGUCCACUUUGUCAAAAGGGACAUGUUUGUGGCCCUGGAUGGUAGCAGUACUAAUUAUUAUGACGCAUGUCACAUGGAAGUAGUCUAAAAGGUACACGAUACAGCACGAUAGAGCCUAUACCAAUGCAGAAGGCAGGGAAGAGUCCACUUCUAGUUCUGUGUGUUGCUAAGGGUGUAAGAGUAUUGACUUUUAAAGGCUAGAAAUUGUUUGAGAGCCAUGUAGGUGGCUUGGGUUGAAUAGUAAGCACAUAGCUAUAAUCUAGUGCGUGAGUUACUCGGUACAAAAUGGCCAGUUUAUAGAGAGAUGAAGGUACUUUAUCAUAGCCAAGCUUGGCUUACAAUGCCAGGAUAAUAUUCAGUGCCCAAAGUUGUCAAGCCAAAUUCAUAUUCUUUUGGCCUGUCAUGGAACCAGCAAAACCUCAAACAAAAUUUUCUUAAUCUUGAAUCUUGCCCUCAUUCAGUGAAAAAUUUCCUGCAGUGAUUCAUCUAAACCAGAGGUUGAUAGUUUUUUCCUAUUAAGGUCCACAGAGUACGAAUUUCAGACAGUGCAGACUGCAAGGCUGCAUAUAGUCUGUGUCACAGCCACCCAGCUCUGCUUUAGUAACACGAAAGUGCCACACACCAUACACAAGAGAGUAAGUGUGGCUGUGUUCAGGGGUGCACAAAGCUCACGGGCUGCAGUUUGUUGACCUUGUUUUAAAAACCAGACUCCACUGUACUUGCACUUGCAGCACUUUGAGAACCAGCUGAAUACUGAGAAUUAUUCAAUGGCUCCUCCAGUAACUUCUGCUAGCAGCACAGAAUGUGGUCUGCAAUCUGCCACUACAACAAAACUUGAUGGAGAAUAAACAUUUGAAUCAGAAUGAAUCAUAGAAAUAUGAUUAGAAUAAUACUUGAUGUUCAUGACGAUUGUGGUACAAGAGAGUUUUCAGUGUGUUUCAGGUAUUUGUCUGCUGUAGUCUAUUUGCUGUAUAUGCUGAAAUUUUUGUAUCGCAUUUAGUAUUUUUAUAGUCUAGGAAGAUAUUUUCUAAGAUAAGUUUUAGAUGUGCUUUUAUUCCUAUAUAGUAAUGCUCAAUUUCCUGUACCUGCUUCGUGGUUGGAAGGAGGCCAGAAGCGGAACUGAGGUACUUUUUCCUCCAGAAAGACUACCGAUGGCUCAUUCCUUUUGACAAGCCAUCAAAUUGGAUCAGUUUUUAGACUGUUUUCAUCUGUUUCAAAUGGUAAAUUCCAAUUGAUUUUUAAUAUGUUUUUAGACGAACUUUGCUACUAGACGGUUGAAUAAUAUUUCUAAGGCAUUUUGUAUAUUAGAAGCAAUUUAGUUAAAUCUGUGAUUCCUGAACGAAUGGUGCUAGCUCUCUACAAGGAAACAUGGAAAGCGUGAGUGAGUCUCCAGUGGCGUUGGCAGCCCUCCCCUUCUCUUUGUUUUCUUGUCCAGUGUUGCAUUGAAACAUGUCUGUUUCUAUCAAUAAAUUUCCGAAGAACACUGAUGUGUACAAGGAA
This is a messenger RNA of Cavia porcellus (domestic guinea pig), 3234 nucleotides long. It is a transcript of the gene Pxylp1, whose product is annotated as 2-phosphoxylose phosphatase 1. The record is from RefSeq and is a predicted model, not a curated record. Gene Ontology annotation, cellular component: Golgi apparatus. The transcript is spliced from 5 exons. Gene Ontology annotation, biological process: chondroitin sulfate proteoglycan biosynthetic process; dephosphorylation; glycosaminoglycan biosynthetic process. The coding region runs from base 428 to 1822 and encodes 464 amino acids. NCBI's taxonomy places the organism in Eukaryota, Metazoa, Chordata, Mammalia, Rodentia, Caviidae. Gene Ontology annotation, molecular function: phosphatase activity.